UCGUCGUCGUAUUUCGGAGAGCAGAAGAUGGCCGCGAAGAUAAGACCGGUGUAUUGUGGGAACUUUGAAUAUGACGCUCGGCAGUCGGAGAUCGAGCGCUUAUUCAAGGAGUACGGGAGGGUGGAGCGUGUUGACAUGAAGACAGGCAAGUUUGAUUUCGCACUUCUGGAAAUGCUUUCUAUGAUCAUUUUGUUUUGUUUUGUUUGGGAUCUUGCGGCAACCCAUCGUGAGCUACUUCGCGUAGGGUUUGUUUUAUGGGGGUAAGAGCGUGGCGAACGGAAUUGUAGUUGCGACUGUGUGUUGUAACAUUCUUUUUCCUCCCCCAGCGAUGGUUGCGUUACUUGUGUUUGUGCCAUGGAAGCUCGUGUCAGGAGUUUGCAUGUAGAUAUGGGCGGUUCACUUAUUCGGAGCAAGCGUAUCAUUAUCAUGGCGUUAAGGCGGAGAUUUUGUAUGGCAUACUACUUUCAAACCCGCGGUUAGUAAAAUAAGAUGUCAAAAGAGAGGUAGUCACAGAACAAUUAAAUGUUAAGUAAUCGAUCAUCUCGUUUCGUCAAAUGAUAUUAUACUCCUUUUUCAGAGUCAUUUGAAGUGAAGCACGCUUAGUACUUGAUGCGUUUCAAGUACAUAAUAUAUCUGUUUUCCGUGGUGUAUUCCUUGGUUCCCACUUAUUCUCGGAAGGUUUAACAAGGAUGCCUUCGGUAAAUCUGAAAGGAAUUGCAUGAGCAUGAAGAGCAUGGCAGCUCUCUUGCUGGCAGUUUGGUUGAGGAUAUUCCAUUACUACAUGGCUCCUCCUGCCAACAUUGACUUCAUUUAUGUCAUCAGAACACAUCAGAACAGUUCCUGCCCUAGCCAUCAGCAGUCAUCAUCUUGUCAUCAGUCAUCAGAUUUUCUCCUUCUCUAAUGCAAUGGGUGGCAGCUCUAUGACAACGUUUUGGCUCCUCGUGUGUGCGCUCAAGGCAUGUGCCUAAGUUUUCAUCACUGAAAUCUACUUCAGCACCGAUUUUCGCCUCAGCUUGUCUCUAUCUCCGCGUGUGCUUCAUCUAGAAUUGCACUGCGGCAAACGUUCGAGAUCGACAUGAUUGUGCAAGCUUGGCUGUCCCUUAUGUCUUUGUCAACAAUAUACUCCUGACUUUCCUUUGUGCAGACAACAGGCUGUGGCCAGGAUUUUCGUUUAUCUACAUGGAAGAUGAGCGUGAUGCAGAAGAUGCUAUUCGGCACCUUGACAACAUGGAGUUCGGCCGGCAACGCAGGCGGCUCUCUGUGGAAUGGGCCAAGCAAGGUGAUGGUGCAAUUCGUAGGCGAGAGGAUGCCCGCAGGAACAACACAAAGCUGCGUCCUUCAAAGACCCUGUUUGUUGUGAAUUUUGAUCCUAUCAACACACGAGUACGAGACCUGGAACGACACUUCGAGCCUUAUGGGAAGCUUGUGCGGGUGCAAAUACGGAAGAAUUUCGGGUUUGUUCAGUAUGAGACCCAGGAUGAGGCCACCAAAGCCUUAGAAUCCACCAACAUGAGCAAGGUGAUGGAUCGCGUAAUCACAGUGGAGUAUGCAGCUCGUGAAGAUGGUGAACCACCAUCUAGUGGUCGGGGUGGUAGUCCCAGUCGGUACAGAGGAUCCUCGAGAGGCAGCCCAUCUUAUGGACGCGAUCGAAGCCCUGUCCGAGGAAGUGGACGAAAUCGCAGUCCACCUGCCCGAGGUCGAAGCCGAUCCCCUGAUUACCGCCCAUAUGCUGGAUCUAGGCGUUGAAGCGGCACAGAACGAUUCUCUGACCAGAACAAACAGCAACUAUUUGUUGAGGGAUUUAGGAGUUGGACUGCAUAUGUCAAUUUGUUGUUUGUUGUGGAUAAGCAGUGGCACGGAGGUCAUGUAUUGGGUUUAUGUCAGGUACUCUUCCAAGAUAGAUUAGAAUGAGUGCAGCUAGAUUUUAGACCAUCUUAGUACACUUGUUGGACCUGGGAUUAUCUUCAUGGGGUACUUUUAGAUUUUAGAUUUCAUUGUCAUUGAAGGCAGCUUCAUUAUCGCAUGUAAAUUUUUAUAUUGCAAUGUUCUGCAGGCAGUUUUGGGUGCAUUACAGCUUUUUUACA
Molecule: messenger RNA, 2084 nt
Organism: Physcomitrium patens
Lineage: Eukaryota; Viridiplantae; Streptophyta; Bryopsida; Funariales; Funariaceae
Source: RefSeq, a predicted model, not a curated record